This is a messenger RNA of Salmo salar (Atlantic salmon), 4660 nucleotides long. It is a transcript of the gene rsbn1, whose product is annotated as round spermatid basic protein 1. Lineage: Eukaryota; Metazoa; Chordata; Actinopteri; Salmoniformes; Salmonidae. The record is from RefSeq and is a predicted model, not a curated record. Gene Ontology annotation, cellular component: nucleus.
UACAAAUACAAUAUCCCUGAGCGCUUAAAAUAACUACAAACUCCCAUCGAGUUGCGCAGUAUGAAUUUAUAGCCCUUUAAAUGUACGUGCAAAAUGGCUGCGCAGGUCGACUUGGUCCGUAUUAAAGUAGAAAAUAAGGUAAGGGACGGUCUUGAUAAAUUUGCCAAAGAAAAGAAGAAGAGGGAACUGUCACCGUCCGCGGAUAAACGCCAGCGCUCAUCCGAGGAUGCAAAGAAAGUAAAGCUCCAUCAUCAUCGGCACCACCAUGACCCACAACAUGUUCAACAGCAGCAGAAUGGCCAACCACAACCACGCAACUCCGGUGCCGAAAAACCUACCCUACAACGACACCACCAGCAGCAUCAUCAUCACCACCACCAGCACAACAACACCAACGAUGCAAAGAAGGACUCGCACCUGCAGCCUCCGCUGCCUGCGCGGAAGGUGGUACCUGCAGCAGCCAAGUUGGACAGGAAGAAAGCACUUCCCCCGGUUCUGCCGCCUGGACUGUUCAAUUUCACGCCCCUCAAAGUAGCCGAACCCAAGGCCAAAAUACAGGAGAGCAAGGAAAAGCACAGGGAGAAAGAGCUCAAACUCAAACCUAAGAAGGAAAACACAGAGGCUAACGUAAAACAUGGAGUAGGCCUAUAUAAGAAAAAGAAAGAGCCCCAUCAUGAUGAGAACAGCAAGACUCAGUCGCUGGAGGAGUACCUGUUGAGGAAGACGAAAAAGAAGCGGAGGCACCGUGAGGAUGAGCGUGGUAAGACGAUCCACACGUACAACAAGGAGGUCCAGACCGUGUAUGGUGGUCUGACUGACCACAGUCCUUCAGCCCGCCUUGGCCCCGUGAAGGAGGGGAAACACUGCCAGUCUGGUUCAGGCGCCAACAACAACCAGCUCACUCCUAAAGAGGAACACAGCCACACCCACCUCCCCUUUCUCUCCCCCCAAGACCACUUCAUCCGCUGUUCGUCUCUGCAGACAGGCACCGUCUACGGACGCUUCAUCCAUGAGGAGCGCCAGGCCAACGGCGGAGCAUCGGUCCUGCAUGCCUACGCUGAUGAGCUGUCCUCUCUACGGCCGGGGGAGAUGGAGCACUUUGCCCAGGAGUUCCUAGAGCUGGCCUUCACUGAGAGACCCAGAGGGGCAGCUCGCUACGCCCUGGCUGUGGUGCACAGGGCUGCUGCCUACCUACCUGACUUCCUGGACUACUUUGCCUUCAACUUCCCCUCCACACCGGUCAAGAUGGAGAUCCUGGGGAAGAAGGAUAUAGAGACCACUACUAUCGCUAACUUCCACUCUCAGGUGGGCCGGACCUACUGCUCGGGGACGUACCGGGCCGGUCCCAUGAGACAGAUCAGUCUGGUGGGAGCCAUGGCAGAGGAGGUGGGGGACUACUUCCCAGAGUUCCUGGACAUGCUGGAGGAGUCCCCCUUUCUGAAGAUGACCCUACCUUGGGGCAGUCUCUCCAGCCUGAAGCUGGACUGUCGUUCCCAGAGUGAUGAUGGGCCCAUCAUGUGGGUCCGGCCGGGUGAGCAGAUGGUGCCAACCGCUGACAUGCCCAAGUCACCCUUCAAACGACGCAGGUCCAUGAAUGAGAUUAAGAACCUUCACUACCUGCCCAGGACCAGUGAGCCCAGAGAGGUGCUGUUUGAGGACCGAACCAGGGCUCAUGCUGACCAUGUGGGCCAGAGCUUCGACUGGCAGAGUACGGCAGCAGUGGGCGUGCUGAAGGCUGUGCAGUUUGGGGAAUGGAGUGCGCGUCCGAGGAUAACCAAAGAUGUGGUGUGUUUCCACGCAGAAGACUUUAACGAUGUGGUCCAGAGACUGCAGCUGGAUCUUUACGAGCCCCCUGUGUCUCAGUGUGUCCAGUGGGUAGACGAUGCCAAGCUGAACCAGCUGAGGCGGGAGGGUAUCCGCUAUGUCCGUGCGCAGCUGUGUGACGACGACAUCUACUUCAUCCCCCGUAACGUCAUUCACCAGUUCAAAACUGUGUCGGCAGUCUGCAGCCUGGCCUGGCACAUCCGCCUCAGACAGUACCAUGACGAGAAGGACUGCGGAGAACACACCCUACACAAGCCCAACGACCAGAGCACAACAUCGGGUCAAUUCUUCUCAUCCUCCCCUUCCCCGGCCCAGCAAGAUGCCAAAGGGCCCCACUGUGCCGGUCUGCAGGCACAGAGAGACACGACCCAGGGAGCAGUGGCCAAGACUGAGAAACCAGUGUUUCAGAGGCCUACUACUCCACCUAGAGAGCCCCGGCCAGCCCGUCCUCAGUCUGCCAAGUCUGCACACCUGCCCCCUCCCUUCCUGGGCAUCAGCCCCUUGCCACAGCCCCUCGCUCCCUCUGGUUCUGGUUCUAACCCCUCCACCGUCGAGCCGAGGCUUCCACAGCCCCUGGUCUGGCCUCCCCCUGGUCUAAACUACAACUCCCCGCGACCCCACCAUGAUGUACAGCGUCACUGCCCCACUGACUUCUUCAAAUGACCUUCCCUCUUUUAGCUACGUUUACUACCUUCUAAGGGAGAGCAGCUUAUUUAAAGGAAUGUGACUGUGUGCGCUUAUGACACUUUCUGAAAAUGUUAUUCUUGAACUUUUUGAACUUCUCUUUAAAUUAUUCAGAUAAAGUAUUAUUUUUAUUUGUAAAUUCAGUAUGAGACAAGCUUAGAAAUGUUUUUUUUUCUUAGCCAAAGUGUGAAAUGUACAUUUAGGAACAUUUGUCAGAAAAAGUGUCUGUGUUUAUUUGUUAGUACCUGAAACUGAGGUCCCUCUGGGGAGUUUCCUAACUUGCUUCGAGAGUUACCAAGGCAACUCGCUUUGCCAGUCGAGAGAGACUACCAAGGUGUACAGUAUAUCAUGUACAUUGCCUAAUUGGUUUUUAGAUAAAAGUGCCUGCCACCCGAAGAACAGCAAUCAGUCUCAGAUACAUAUAUAUUUUUUUCAUUCUUAGAGUAGCCUUCUUGAGACUUUCUGUGAUGGUGAAUGUAAAAGGGUAAAAAAAAAAAAUCAUCUGUUGAAAUUCACAUUUAAGAUAUUUUCCUAAGUUGUUAAACUUAUUUUUGUCUGUGCUUCACAAAUGCAGAGUUGGCCUGUGUUUUUAUAUGGAUUGUGGAUUAAUAUAUUUUUUAGAUGUGUACUGUAAUAAAAAAAUUAUACUGUUAACAAUGAAUGCAUGUCCUGGUGUUUGACACUGACGUUGAUACAGUACAAUAGUUUAUGUCCAAAAUAUUGUCCAACUUUCAGCCAUUUCUAUCUAUGUUUGAAUGUUUUACUACUGUCCUUUUCUACUGUCCCUUUCCUUUACUACUGUCCCUUUCCUUUACUACUGUCCCUUUCCUUUACUACUGUCCCUUUCCUUUACUACUGUCCCUUUCCUUUACUACUGUCCCUUUCCUUUACUACUGUCCCUUUCCUUUACUACUGUCCCUUUCCUUUACUACUGUCCCUUUCCUUUACUACUGUCCCUUUCCUUUACUACUGUCCCUUUCCUUUACUACUGUCCCACUUUUACACUGCUUCUGAUGUUUUAUUUAUUUGUUCAGCAUUUAGUUAAACUAGGUAGCCUAGCGGUUGGACCAGUAGCCGAAAGGUUGCUGGUUCGAAUCCCCGAGCUGACUGUGAAAAAUCUAUGUCAAUGGGCCCUUGUGGAAGACACCUAACCCUACUUCGUCCUGUAAAUCGCUCUGGAUAAGAGCAUCUGCUAAAUGACUAAAAUGUAAAACAAAUGGCCAUAUGUUCUGAAGUAAGUCUAUUACUUUAGGCUGUCCAUUAUAAUGGGUUUUAAGAGGUUAAACCUGUGUGAGGUGAGGGCAGUUUGGGUCUGUGAUGGUGAGGGCAGUUUGGGUCUGUGAUGGUGCACAUGGCAAGAAUGGUUCUGGUCACCAAUCACUUUUGUGAAAUGUUUUCCUGAAAAAACACCCACGCAUUUUAAAAUGCAAUAUAUUAUCUGUUAUGUUGAAUUAUGUGAAUGCUGUCAGUGUACUUUGUCAUACAUGUUUUCUCUCAGUGUUUUGGUGAAAAUGUCACACCCGUCUAUGGGGGAUUGUACUGUAAUAGGUUAAAUCUGAGUUCAAUGUAGUGACCACUAUUGUAAGUGUUCUUGUUUUUGCACUUGUCUGUCUGGUGGUAACUAUGCUGAGAAAGAAGUCUAUGUAAGGGUGACCUGGUUGUUCCUGAGCCUCGGAAGCCCAGGUCGGGUGACGGAGACAGGAUAUGGAAGGCUGGCCACUCGACUAGUUGUUCCUUAAAAGUCUGUCAGUACAACUGAUGCAUUUCCCUAGGAUGCAGAUUAGGAUUUAGCUAGCAUUUUAGUUCCUUGACAAUUCUGCCCAUUUGAAACACAUUUGUUUGUAGGCCUAUAAGCCUAUAAUAACACAGACUAUAAAUUGCUUCCUUACGCUUCAUGAUUUCCAGAUCUGGAAUCUGUAGACUAGAAGGUAUAGAAUCAGGUUGGUUAAAUAAGUCAUAAGAACAGUAUGAAGAUAGAAUUACCCUUUGGAAUGAACAUUGGUCAUUUAAAACAAUGCCUUUCAUGUAUUUUAAGUGUUUCUCAAACAUGCAGUUUUUCUGAAAAGUCGAAUGGCUAGUUAUUGUGAUUUGUUAAACAGAUGGUUGUCAUAGGUACUGAAAUAAAUUGGCAGCUAGCUCCUGUUUCUUCUAA